CAGCUGUCAAAAGUGCGCUUGAAUGAAAUUGAGUCGGAUUGAGCAGCUGUGGUUGAAUGAACGGUGUUAUUGUGACCGUUCUUGUUGCUGUGUGAAUAUUUUUUUGCCAUUUUUCCGCCUCGCUGAACUGUUUUUGACAAUUUUAUAAAUGAAACGAGACUAACGUGACUGUGAUUUAUACUUAAACCAGUGAAUACAUUGUGAUUUUUCUACUCUGUUUUAAAUUUCAUCGUAAUUGAGAAAUAUUUGCUGUGCUACUAUUAUUAGCAUCCAUAUUUUGCGUAAUAGAAAUUAUGAAUGGCUACGAAAGUUGUUUUGCAUUAAGUGAAUGCUGCUCAGAAUCGCGUGGAAACAGCACUCCCUCUAACCGCAUCACUUCCCAUUCGACGUUCGCCAGCGCCUCUCUUCUCUCUUGCCUGUCUUCCAGGGGUUCAGCAGAUUGUGCGCGCGUGAUUUUGGUUGCACUAAGCGAAAUUCGAUUCACAGCAAGAGAGCAUGCGCGCGCCGCUCAGUUCAGCUUAGACUAAGGGGCCGGUCGGUUGACAAUUUGUGUGUUUUGGAGGGUUUUUUUGUUCGCGUUUAGGCUCUUUGUUUGUGUGAAAUAUGUUAAUUUGGGUUUAUGAAAUUUUAUGCUGAGGCCAGCAUGCACUACUCUGUGCAUUGUUCAGCGAGAUUCUGCUGAAGAGCCACUUAGUCACGGUUUAGUCACAGCUACGGUUGGUUGACCCCAUUUCCAGAAUCGAAAAAAAGGGACACACAAUUUAAACCGCGUCAAGUGCGCCUAGUUUACAUAAUCGGGGAAUAUCAAUCCAGUGCAGUGCCAGCUGGUUGAGCUGUAGAAUUUGGACGAGCUCCGUAUUAAACACAUAUAUUGGUCCGAAGUGGUGUUGGUGGAACUAAACUGAUAACACCUGAUAAAAUUGCGUUUGGACUGAGAGACGUCGUUGAGCUUGUGAUGCAGCAGUGAUUGUGGGAUGUGCCCUGGAAUGGAUGUACGACGCGGAAAGGAGAUAUUAUCAGCUGUUGUGUGACUUCUUGAGGCGUGUGUCAAGUAGCGCCGUAGAAAACAGUAGUGCCUACGUGACUGCGGCCAGGAGGACCUAGAAGAUGGUAGCGUCGGAACCGGCUACGGCGGCGGCCCAGCUGCGACCCCCGGACGGAGGCUGGGGAUGGAUGGUGGUGUUUGCGUACGGGUUGGCCAACAUCAUGAUCAUCCCGGUGCUGCAAAGCUUUGGCCUCAUCUUCAAGGACACCUUCCAGCAGAUCAACAUCUCCGCCACGGACGCUUCGCUCAUCAUCAACCUGGCCUCGGCCGUCGGCAUGACGUUCGGUCUCUUUAACGGACCCCUGCUGCGCAGCUACGGCUUCCGGCGGGUGGCCUUCCUCGGCGGAACCAUGUUCUCGCUGGGACUUAUGCUCACGUCCAGUGCCGAGACGUUCACCCACUUCAUCAUCACGUACAGUAUUAUUGCCUCUCUCGGAAUGGGCUUCUGCAACUCGUCCUUUUCGCUGGCCCUCAACACAUACUUUGUGGCCCGGCGGAACAAGGCGGCCGGCAUCGCGAUGACCAUCACGGGUCUGGGGCCAAUCUUGCUGCCCCAGCUGGUGUCCCUGUUGGUCUCGCGGUACGGCUCGCGCAACUGUUUGCUCAUCAUCGGAGCGCUGGCCACGCACAUUAUGGUGGCCGCCCUCCUACUGCAACCGGUCAAACGGCACAUGGUACCGGCGGUCGAGCCGUCAAAGUCGCCGGCCAAACCGGUGACGCCUCCGAUGAUCGCUAAGCCGGUGCAGAUUCCGAUGGAGAAGUCAGCACUGGAGGAGGCGUACUCUGUGGUUGAUGCUCUCAACCCCAAAGCUGAGAGUCGUUGGGAGCUGGACUCGGACAACGAGGACGACUAUCUCGAGCGGCAAAACUUUAUGGACAAUUACAACAUCGACGCGCAGAGCAUCUACGGCUUCGAGCAGACGACCCAGCCCCGCCACCGGGACUCGCUGCAGGUCAUUCCUCCCACACUGCUUCAGCUGGCACGUGCUAAAAGUGAAAUGCUGACUGUCGCCCAGCGUCGACCCUCGAUGGCCGAGAUGCUGACCUACAAAACGUACUCCCAGAAGGCGUUGGAAUCUUCACCACUGGGAAAGCAGCAGCAUCCGGAGUCAAAACGGUGGUUCCAGUCCGGGUCGGUCGAGAGUGUCAACUUGGAGAGUUCAUUAGCGCUUUUUGGUGAAGCGGAAAAAGAUCGCCGCAACACAAUGGACGUCGCUGCGGGUGAAGCGCCCAAGAAGAGGGUAAGGACGCUCAGUGCAACAACUUCGCCGCCGACCACUGGGAAACGGUGGUUCGAGAGUGAAGACUCGGUUCACCUCGCCAGCUCGGUGCGGAUAUUUGACGAGCGAGGAACCCGCUCGAUGCCGAUUCAGCUGCAGACGAUUCCACAGUCAAAGGUUGUCAGCGACGAUCAAUCGCGUCUUCCGUCGAUUAUCCGGAACUCACCGGACGCAGUUCGACCUACCUCGCCAAAGACGACCACGUUUGACCUCAGCCAGGUCGACAGUGCCAAAAAAGUACCUCCCAGUAGCAGUAAGCAAACCUUCCUCCAGAAGCUGGUCUCGAUCUUCGAUCUGACCCUGCUCAAAGACAAAAUCUACGUUAACAUGAUGCUGGGCAUGUCAAUCGCCGUGUUUGCCGAGAUCAACUUCUCGCUCCUAACACCCUUCAUCCUGAACGACUUGGGCUACCAAACGGAACAGAUCGCCUCGGUCAUGUCGACGCUAGCCAUGACCGACCUGCUGUUCCGAUUCAUUUCCCCCUUCGUUGGCGAUUUCCUCAAGCUGAAGCCACGCGUCAUGUACAUGAUCGCGCUCACCAUGCUGAUCGUGACCCGGUUCAGCAUCCUGCUCGCCCGCAACUACACCGAAAUGCUCGUCGUGGCGUUCUUCCUCGGCGUGGCCAAGGGCGUCCGGACGGUGUACAUGGGACUCGUUAUCCCGAGCUACAUCCCGAUCAAGCGACUCCCGGCCGCUUCCAGCAUCCAGAUGAUGACCAACGGGAUCAUCCUGAUGACGAUCGGACCGCUGGUGGGCCUCAUCCGGGAUCUGUCCGGAAGUUACUCGAAAAGUAUCCUCUUUAUUAACGUGUUCACCAUGGUCACGUUGGCUAUGUGGGCCGUCGAGAUGGUGUACGUGAGGCGGAAAGUGAGCGAAAAGGAGGUGAAAGGGGAGAAGGUGGCCACGGAAGGGAUCUCCUGAAGAAGGGAGGUUGGUGAUUGCAAUUUUGGUGGUGCUUUUGCUGCUAGUGAACCAGUGAGUAGGCUUAUAGAGACGAAUCAAUAUUAUUAUUUAUAUCGAA
Culex quinquefasciatus (southern house mosquito) is the source of this 3346-nucleotide messenger RNA. RefSeq lists its product as uncharacterized. Gene Ontology annotation, molecular function: monocarboxylic acid transmembrane transporter activity. The record is from RefSeq and is a predicted model, not a curated record. The transcript is spliced from 5 exons. The coding region runs from base 1108 to 3246 and encodes 712 amino acids. NCBI's taxonomy places the organism in Eukaryota, Metazoa, Arthropoda, Insecta, Diptera, Culicidae. Gene Ontology annotation, biological process: transmembrane transport; monocarboxylic acid transport.